Molecule: messenger RNA, 499 nt
Organism: Bombyx mandarina (wild silkworm)
Lineage: Eukaryota; Metazoa; Arthropoda; Insecta; Lepidoptera; Bombycidae
Source: RefSeq, a predicted model, not a curated record
AAAUCUUUCCACCGCCUCUCAUGUCAUGCUCAGGGAGGAUUCGGUUAGACGUUCAAUGCAACCACCUUACUCUGGUCCUCAUAGAGUUAUAUCUAGAGCCGAGGACGGAAAAACGUGGUCGAUUGAUGUAAAAGGGAAACAGGUGACGGUCAGUGUCGACAGAAUUAAGCCAGCUUUCGUCGAGCAUUCUUUAGUAUAUCUCGUUCCGGCACCAGCACCGCGGGUUUCUGUGCCUCAACCAGCGCAACCGGACGCUACUGAUGUCCCUUCUUGUCCACUCGUGGCUCCGGCACCUCUAACUGCUACUCCUACGCAUACACCUCAAUAUACCACCCGAUCAGGUCGCAGAGUCCACUUCUCCAAACCUUUCGACCUAUGAUCAUUUUUCUCUUUUUCUGCGGAUUCUCCUUCUCUGUAGGGGGGUGGUGUGGCGUUUAUGUACGCACCUUUUUAUGAUGCGUAAGCCGGAACGCACGAGAUGUGGGAAACAGAAUAUAGU